AUGUUUGACAAUGGGGUUUUACCAUCGAGGUUUCGUGAUGGCAGGUUUCAAUCAUCAAGAGGUGAACCCAUUGGUUCAAGAAGGAGAGGGGGAAUAGAUGUGAUGAGAAGUAAGAUACUUACCGGCGAUGAAGGGUGGCGAGAAAUCUGGGCGGUCGACGGCGACCUUAGCGCGGCGACAUUAGGGCUUCUCGACAGGAAAGCUUUAAUGGUGAUGAACAAUUUCACACCAAUUCGCUUAGACACUAUAGCGCUACAUCAAAAUGUCGAGAAGUAUAGAGGUCCAUUGGAGGAAUAUGGGUCUACAAAACACAAAUUUGUAGGUCCGUUGGAGUUGCUCUUAUGCAGAAAAGGGAGUGCAAGAAGGGAAAAAAGAGGCAUAACUUAA
Molecule: messenger RNA, 387 nt
Organism: Lactuca saligna
Lineage: Eukaryota; Viridiplantae; Streptophyta; Magnoliopsida; Asterales; Asteraceae
Source: the annotation of a GenBank genome assembly